This is a messenger RNA of Anopheles funestus (African malaria mosquito), 2227 nucleotides long. RefSeq names its product transmembrane protein fend-like. The coding region runs from base 1090 to 2121 and encodes 343 amino acids. The record is from RefSeq and is a predicted model, not a curated record. Lineage: Eukaryota; Metazoa; Arthropoda; Insecta; Diptera; Culicidae. The transcript is spliced from 5 exons.
UGACCGGUGUGAGAGAGUGAGUUCCGAAACACGUGCGAGUUGCUGCGUACAGCCAACAUAAACACUCGCUCUCCUGCGCCGUGCAGCCGAACUCGGAUUCUGCAUUCUUGAGCGGACAGCAUCACACACAUAAAGCAGAGCACAAAACUCCACGGUUGGCAAAACCAGAUGAGCAUGAGAGCAUUAAAACAACCCCGCAGCAUCAUCUCGGGCUGGUCAUCAUUUUCCCCCCUGGUUACACCACAAACCCGGAUGACCCGAUAUUUGCAUGCCUCUGUGUGUGGGAGCGUCAUGCGUCCUCUGGCCGAGCUAUUCGAGAUCUCGGAUCUGGUGAGUGUGUCUGACUUUUUUUUUCGUUUGCUUUAUAUUGUCGAUUUUUGGACCACCACCUUCUUUAUUUCGUUUCGCUCCUUUGGGUCCUUCCAGCUUUUUUUUUUCGUUUGACAUACUGGAACAUGCUCCACAUCAGAAGUGGAGAAAGUGAGCGGGAGUGCCCGGGGGGAUGAUAGAGGGGGAAGAAAUAUCGGUUGGGAGUUUCGCACGCGGUAAAGAAUGGAAACGGUGGGUGGCCGAAAAACGAGAAGAAAAAAAAAUAUAUGGUCGGGAGCAAAAUCGCUCGCCGCACACACAUCGAACGCCGGAAGGUGCGCUCAGUUCCGACCGAAAGGUUUGUUGCUCCGGACGCGUUUUCGUGAAACUCGUAAAAGGUCGCACCGUGUGCCGCGGUUCCGGGCGUAAAAUUUCUUUCACCAAUCGGAAUCGGUUUUCUUUCUGUCGAGGGUGAAGAGGUGUGUGCGCGAGUGUUGUUUUGUUAGUGUGCAUGUGUGUGUGGCAAAUUUAUUCCACGGCCUCCAUCCCUUAAAUUGUGCGAGUAAUUGUGUAUUUUUUAAAUGCAAUUGUAGUGAAUAUUAAUUUACAGUUUUUUCAGCAGCAGCAACUAGAACUAAUCGACAUCAUUCGAAAGGGAAUGUUCUAGUAUUCUUUCUGUUUUGUAGCUUCAAAACGCUAAACACACGGUUUUGCAGCAAAAUCUAGAAAACAUUGGAAACUUCUUGUAUUGGAAGUCCCAAGUCAGUCGAGAGGGGCGUAAUGGCGCCAGUACGUGACACACGGUGGUACGGGUUCGGGGUGACACUGUUCGCACUGGUUGCACUGGUGAGGACGGGCGUGGAAGCGUCAGAACCAACUGACAGCUACCGAUUGACGAGGAGCAGCAGCAGCGCAUCGACAACGUCCGCAAAGGAGACGGUGUCAACUUCAACUUCAUCAACCUCAACCGACGCUACUAUCAACCGCUGUCGCGAAGCCUGCCUGACAAAGCAUGCCGUACCCGAUAUGGCGUGCAGCCAAACGCGAGCCUGCUCAACGUGUUGGAGCAGCUGUACAUAUCCGGGAGCUCCGAGCCCAACAUUACCCUCCCGUAGAACGCCGCAACCCCGAUGUCAGCUUCAGCUCACCGUUCAACGGAUGAUACGCAACGAGUCUCUAGUCACAGCGGACGUCAGCUGGUCGGCAACAGUGUCGGACAUCUGCAACGGUACGCAAUUCGGACUACACGGCACAAACCAAUGUUUGGUCACGUGGGAAGUGUCCGGCGGUGGACUAAUGGGUAAUCUCCUGACUGAGUCUAGCAGCGUUCAGCUAUCGCUCUGGUCAGAUACAAACUACCGCGUGCAGGUUACAUGUCGCAGUAAGCAUUCCAGCUCACUGAUCCGGUCGGCACCGCUUGUUCUCAGCACGUCAGGUGCUAGCACCAUGCUGGAGGAAACCCGGAAAUCAACGCUACCGGAUGUAACGGCUUCCACCGUACAGCUGCUAAGCGAAAUCGCCGAAGGUGAUGAUGAUGAGGCAUUAGCCCGAGAGCUAGAUUCCUCCGAAGUGCUCGACAGGGAUGAACACCGCAAACGACCACCAGGUCGUCUCAAUCCGUGGCCAAUCGCACGUGAAAGCGAAAGUGAAAUCGCAAUUCUAGCACUUUUCGUCGCGAUGCUACUAUUUCUGCUCGUCCUGCUAACCAUCGUGAUACUGGUCAAAUGGCGACCCGGUCCGGCAGAACCCGAUCGGCACGAGAAAGACAUACUGGUGGAGAACGACGUUAUGGUUGAGAUACUGCACGUCUAGAAAUCUGUUCCAUCUGGGCCAAGCACCGCGGGUGACUGUAAAUAUUCAACGAUCGUAUCCAACCUACCACCCCAUUUUUGGGGUUUCGCAAUCGCGGGGGGGGGGG